CGCAGACUGAGCAGGCGUCCUCCUCCACAGCUCCAGUCGGAUAACUCUCAUCUUGAUAGCAUGUUGUGAUAGAAAACAAUUGUCGUCGAGAGCAAAUGCAGAAGCAAUAGCAUGUCAUUCAUUUUUGAGCAUGGCAGAUAAAAAGGGAAAACCUGCCGCUCCAAUCAAAGCACUCUCAAAGAAACAACAACAAGAGCUCAAGAAAAAGGAGGAAGAAAAAGCAGCAGAGGUUUUUGAAGAAUUCUUGGCGUCGUUUGAGUCCAAUAAGAAAAGCGGAGUGAAAACUUUUGUCCAUGGAGGUAUCGUGAAUGCAACUAAAGAGGAGGAAGCAGCGCAGCUCAAAAGAAGUAAACUGUAUCAACCGGCUAACAAGUUCAGCCCCGUUUCCCAGCAUGUGCCACCAGUGUCAGCAGCUGAAAGCAAAAAGGCUGCUUAUAAAAGAAAGACAGAAGAAAAGAAGAAGAGUAAUCUUGAACUCUUCAAAGAAGAACUUAAGAUAAUACAAGAAGAGCGUGAGGAAAGACAUAAAAGGAAGAAAAAUGACCCCGGUGGUGAAGGAGAUCUGGACAUACCGUUAGCAGCACGAUCAACAUUAUAUGAUGACUUAAUGACACCAACCACCACUAACCUUUACAUCAGCUGCAUUAGCCAGAAGAUGAAUGAGGAGAUGCUUUGCCAAGAGUUUUGUAAAUAUGGCCCCCUGGCCAGUGUAAAGAUAAUGUGGCCACGGACGGAAGAGGAGCGCUCCCGCCCCUCAAACAGAGCCUUUGUGGCUUUCAUGACACGUAAAGAUGCAGAAAGAGCCUUGGCUGCUCUUGAUGGAAAGGUAAUCAUGGGGUUUGAGAUGAAGUUGGGAUGGGGUAAACCAGCUCGUAUUCCACCUCAGCCUCUCUACACACCAGUCGGGGUGAGAGCUACACCGCCUCCCCCGUCUGGUCUACCUUUCAACGCUCAGCCAAGAGAUCGAUUCCGCAAUGACUUCACCAAGCCACUGGGCAUGUCCAAAGGAGAGCUGGACAAGACUCUGUCUGAAGCCGUAGUCAAAGUGGUUAUCCCGACAGACAGGAAUCUAUUAUUCCUCAUUCACAGGAUGAUAGAGUUUGUGGUGCGUGAAGGCCACGUGUUUGAAGCCAUAAUAAUGAACAAGGAGAUAAACAAUCCAGAUUACAGGUUCCUUUUUGACAAUAAAAGUCAAGAUCAUGUGUACUAUCGCUGGAAACUUUUCUCCAUCCUCCAGGGAGAGUCCCCGACAGAGUGGAGGACAGCAGAUUUUCGUAUGUUCCGUGGUGGAUCUAUAUGGAGACCCCCUGUCCUAAACAGCUACUCUCAUAGAGGUGAAGAUAAGGUAGACGUACAGGAGGAGGCUCCUCCUGAAGAGGAAGUGAAGAAAGGACAGCUAAGAGCUGAGCACAGACAGAGGCUGCAGACAUUGCUUACAGAGCUCUCUCCAAGCAGAGAAGACAUCGCCAAAGCCAUGCUGUUCUGUCUGGAGCGAGCAGAUGCAGCCGAGGAAGUUGUGAAACACAUCGCUGAGUCUUUGUCUUCUCUUCAAAUGCCACUUCAAAAAAAGAUUGCCAGAUUGUAUCUUGUGUCAGACGUCUUGCACAACUCCUGUGCCAAAGUUGCCGGUGCAUCAUAUUAUCGUAAAUAUUUUGAAUCAAAGCUUCCCCAGAUAUUUGGAGACCUUAAUGCAGCGCACAAAAACAUCCAAGCCAGGCUGCAGGCUGAGCAGUUCAAGCAAAGAGUCAUGAGUUGUUUCCGAGCAUGGGAAGACUGGGCCAUAUACCCCGACUCUUAUCUAAUCCACCUUCAAAACAUCUUUCUGGGCUUCUCCAAAGCAGAGGAGGACCCUACAGAGACAGCAGAGGAUGCAUCUUCGGAUCUUGAUGGUGCACCAAUGGACAGUGAAGCCAUCGCCUCAAACUCAGCUCUUGUGGAUGACCUGGAUGGCUGCCCAAUGGGCUGGGACUCUCUGGAUGGAGUCCCUGUUGAUGACAUAGAUGGUGUCCCUCUGGGAGUUGCCGCUGAUGACAUUGAUGGGAUGCCGUUAGAUGAGAGCAGUGUUUCUCUGUCCAAGUGGGAGAGGACGGGGGACACAGGGACUUUCUCUCAAGCCAAGAUGGAGUCUAAGUGGGACAUGAUUGUGGAGCAGGACAGUGAGGAGGAAGUGAAUGUGAGUGUGAACUCACAGGACGGUAAUAAAGACUCAGAGAGCGACAGCAGUGAUGACUCCAGCUGUUCACCCAAAUAUGACAGUGCAGACUUCCAGAGUUCCCUCAGAAGUUUUCAGAUGUCUGAGAGUAAAAGGAAAAGGCUGAGAGAGCUGGAGGUAAAAGUUAUGAAAAUCCAGGAUGAGCUGGAGUCCGGCAAGAGGCCGAGGAAGUCUGGAAUGAGCAUACAGCAACAAGUGGAGCACUACAGGAACAAACUGCUGCAGAGGGAGUUUGAAAAAGAUGAAGGAAAGAACGAGAGGCUGACAUCUAAAUCUAAAGACAGGUCGAAGGAAGACAGAAGGAACAAAGAAAGGAGCAAAAGAAGUGAAAAUGGGGACAGAAGACGAGAACGAAGCAGAGAUCACGAUGAUCAGGCCCGACAAUCGAGGAGCAUUUCUCCUUCAAAGACAAAGUCUCCAAAACAGUCCAAACGUUCCAGAUCCCCAUCUCCAGACAGGAAGGGGAGGAAGUCCAGGUCUCGGUCGCCACAUCGCUCCCGCAAGAAGACAAAGAAGAGCAAACAUUGACUCUCAGCUCUGGACUUUGUCCUCCAUGAGCCCACCCUCUUUAAACAGACAUGUCUGUUUCAUUGGUCCCCUCUCACACCAUCAAUGCACUCUUUUGUAUGAAGACAUUUCAACACUGUAACUAAGUAUAUAUAUUUUUGUUUUUAUGCUUGUUUUUAAAAUGAUCUGCAAAGUUCUGACACUAAAUAAAUCACUCUCGGUGAUGAUUGUGUGUGUGGAGAUGGCUGAUAGGGCCAGGUAUCGAAAUAUUUCACUGUUUCUCUGCUGAAUUGUAGGAUUUGAUUUGAAAGUUUAAAAAUGUGAUUUUACAAAUAA
Messenger RNA from Cheilinus undulatus (humphead wrasse), 3055 nucleotides. RefSeq lists its product as uncharacterized. Gene Ontology annotation, biological process: RNA processing. NCBI's taxonomy places the organism in Eukaryota, Metazoa, Chordata, Actinopteri, Labriformes, Labridae. The record is from RefSeq and is a predicted model, not a curated record. The coding region runs from base 131 to 2740 and encodes 869 amino acids. The transcript has 24 exons. Gene Ontology annotation, cellular component: nucleus. Gene Ontology annotation, molecular function: RNA binding.